AUGCUGCUGCUCGUAGUGUUUGUGGCCACAGCCUCUUGGUCUUAUGGAUUUGCACAGGAAAUUCCCAUGCAGAGUCCUAUAUCCAUCACCAAGUUUCAAAAAAGUGCACGGAUGACAUGUGAAAUUCAAACAUUAGAGGCAAAUUUUGAUGACAUCGUCAUACACUGGUAUAAGCAGAAGGAGGGUGACGCUCCAGAGAGGCUUCUGUUUGUUUCAGGAGGCAGAGUUGCCAUUGAAAGUGGCUUUCAAGCAAACAGAUACAUGACUGAGAUAAGUUCUGUCCAGAAGCGGUGUGUUCUUACAAUAAAAGAUGUAAUUCCAGAUGAUGCUGCUACUUACUACUGUGCCUACUGGGAUCCUCACUAUUUCAAAGUGUUCGGCUCAGGUACAAAACUCAUUGUCUCAGAUAAAAGAAGUUCUCCCCCAAAGAACUCUGAAAUCCUGCAGACAAAACAUAAAAAUCAGAUCAUGUAUGUUUGCUUUAUUGAGAAAUUCUACCCAGAAGUUAUUAGGGUGACAUGGACUGAAGACGAAAAGGAGGUAACAGACAACGUAGUAAAAGGCGACGCUUGGCAGGCCACAAAAGAGGAGGAAUACUCAAUUGCCAGUUGGUUAACCGUGCCAGCAGAGAGUAAAGACAAGAAAUACUACUGCAAAUAUGAGCAUGAAGAGAAAAGUACUUCACUGCCAACACAAGAAGAUUCUGUGAAGACUGCUUCUCAGGACGAGGACUGCAGAACAGUUUUUAGUAGAGAUCAGUUAAUGCACAGGACAGCAUAUUUAGUAUACAUCAUCCUUCUUCUGAAGAGCUCCAUGUACAAUAUUAUCAUACUCUUCUUCAUCUACAGAAUGUGGGAUUACACCAAGCACCGAGGAAAGAAAGCAUAA
This is a messenger RNA of Melospiza georgiana, 888 nucleotides long. RefSeq names its product immunoglobulin kappa light chain-like. Bases 1 to 888 code for a protein of 295 amino acids. The transcript has 7 exons. Lineage: Eukaryota; Metazoa; Chordata; Aves; Passeriformes; Passerellidae. The record is from RefSeq and is a predicted model, not a curated record.